AGAUUCCUUAGUCCAUCACCCAUUACAUUCAUCUUUUCCUCCCACUAUAAAUUCUUGCCUCAAGUUAAAAUUUGAUUAUCAAAAUCAAAGUUGGCUUCUUUGUAUUCAAGUAAAAACAAAUUAUAUUUUCAUCUUAUAAGCUCAUAAAAUGGAUUCAAACUAUGCUUCCUCAAACCAUGGCUCUUCACAAAGAUCACUAGCUAUGGUUUUGGCUUUAGUCUCAGCUGUUGUGUUAUCUCCUUUAUAUGUGAAUUCAAAGAGUGAUAGGAGAUAUUAUGAAUCAAAAUGGACUAGCUCUGGUUUUGUUCUACCUAUGAUUCUUUUUGGACUUAUAAUUGCAAUCAAAAGAACAUCUUCAUCAAGCUCCUCUUGUGUAUCAUCAUCAUCUACAAAAGGUUCGUUGCUACCAUCUCAUGAUCCUUCUUUGGUGCUUAGAAUUGGGAGCUCUUCUUGGGGAUUAGCUGCGGUUUUGGUUAUGCUCAUGCUUGUUCUUCAUUGGCAAGGCUCAGUUCAAGAAUUAUUGUGGAAAUAGAGAUACAUAGAUAUAACUAAGGUUUAUAAAUUACAUGUGGUCACGUUCUGAUACUUGAUAUUGUAGAGAAUCACAAUCAUAUAGAUCUGAUACGAUCUAAAUUGCAAUCGUAUUUUUGUCGUGGCCGUGACUCAAAUGCGCUGGCGGCCUUGUUUCAUAAAAACCAUGGGCAAUGAUAUUUGUUCAUCUCCUAGCUAUUAACUUUGUGUCACAUUAUGUAUUAUAUAGAUUUAUGUAAUAAUGAGAAGCUAAGAGUUAUGCUUAGUAGUAUUUUUGAAGUUC
Messenger RNA from Medicago truncatula (barrel medic), 814 nucleotides. RefSeq lists its product as uncharacterized. The record is from RefSeq and is a predicted model, not a curated record. Bases 149 to 532 code for a protein of 127 amino acids. Lineage: Eukaryota; Viridiplantae; Streptophyta; Magnoliopsida; Fabales; Fabaceae. The transcript has a single exon.